CUGAAUGGCAAUGGCCUGCUAUAGCUCCGUACGUACGCGUCAAAAUGGGCAAAAUAUCCAGUUGACGCAGUGAAUUUACAGCGUUAUGUAAAACGCGACAGGACUGAUAGUUAAAGGAUUUGAAUAGAAGGUCUCUAUAAUUGUAAAACGGUGAAGUUAAGAGAGAGUCAGAGUUUUAGUCGCGAAUGGCUUUCGACUCAGUGGGCAGCGACAGAGCCGGAGGAGAGGCUGCGUGGAUCAUGCAUCAGCAUAUGCAGUCCGAUCCCAAGUCCUCCUGGCCUGCAGGAUACAACUCAGAAAACAAUAACUGGAAUAACGGCAUGGAAUCACCGUAUCCUGGCUACCCCAACUAUUGGUACCCCCAUUCGCAGACAGCGGGACCGUACAGCAACACAUACCCACCUGGAACGGAGGUGAACGGACAAACUCCAUACAAUCCCCAGGCAAUGUCUGCCUGUCCCAACGGAGUGUACAAUCCUGGACAAUACCCAUCGAAUAUGCUACAUCCUUCAAACCAGUUCUACUGCAGCGAUCAGGUUCCUUCAAGACAACCUCAGUAUCACAACCAGUCCUGCUCUGAUCAAAACGUAGGGGGCUCAGCUCCUCCCCCUUAUCCUGUGGCACACUGUCAAGCGGCUCCUGGCUACCCUCCAGGAUCUUAUCAACAUUAUGGAGAGGGAUGCACCCCUAAUCCGCCCUACACCAACCAGCAGCCUAUGCUCACGAGACCCCAGCACGAGGCCUGGUCCCAUUCUGGAGGAUAUGGGGCCACAACUCCCCAACAGCAAUGGCCGCACAAUACCCAGACACCCCAUGGGCACUAUGGUAACCACCAUGUACGACCACCUCACCCUCCGCCAUGGCAAAGACCUGCACCACCUCCAUAUGAACACAAGGAACCACCCUAUCCCAGCCAGCCUCACAUGCAUCCUCGAAACCAACCACGUUCCAGUACCCCAACCGUCCCUCCGACCAAAUCUGCCCAAUUUUGUGCUCCGCCCCAAAUCUACAACAAGACUCCGUCUGGAAGCGAACCCAAGGGGGGUGCCGAUCCCAAACCGGCCCAGAGCGAACAACCUCCAGCACCUUCCCGUCCAGGGUCGUCCGCCCCAGCCCCACUCAGUGAUAAUCCCAGCCUGGCUCGUGUCCAGCAGGUUCUGGCCAGAGUCCAGCUUCUUCUAGAGGAUGUGGAUGAGUUUGUGGGGAAAAAGACGGACAAGGGCUACCGGUGUCUGGAGGAGCUUUUGACGAAAGAGCUACUGGAACUCGACUCUGUAGAGACGCAAGGGCAGGACGCCGUUAGACAGGCACGUAAAGAGGCCGUUCAGAGGAUCCAGGCGAUCUUGGACCAUCUAGAGAAAAAGGCUUUCUGAAGGGUGGAUUGAUUGUGGUUCUGGUCACAUUGAUUUGUUGUUUUUGAUUUAUUUCUCGGUUUAGGAUCUUCAGGGUUUCCCAGUCAGUCGCUUAAAUUGUCCAAUAGUGUGUGUUGUUUUCUGGUUGUCCACUCUUAUCAUUGCAGUGCCAUACUCUUACCAGCCUUCUGCCAUCCAGCAAAGGAGCUAUGGUUGUCUGACAUCUGCUGUAAUAUGUAAAUCUCUGCCCUUGCAUGUCAUUGUCUUUUUUCUUUAAGACAGUCCAAAAAAGAUAAAAACUGCAAAUUUGAGCAGCAAGGGAUCAGAGCUUCCAUUAUUUCCUUUGCACUUGAUUUUGACAGUAUUGUUUACUACUGCUACUACAAAAUGACAUCCUCGAUUUGAAUAAAAAAAAACAUCUUGGUUGAUAAAAAAGUUAGGUUAGUCAUUUGGUAACUAUUUCAGUCUUUUAUUUUAAUUUGUAAUAUUCGUGUUUUUCUUCAUUGACUUGUAUUUAACUCUCACAUGCAAGUUUUUGAUCUUGCUCAUUGGUCUGUUCUGACUAAACUGAAUUUAACAAACAAACAGGUUUGACAGAUCAUAGACGAGCACUCGCACUGCCAUCAGAUCCACAAUUCAUCUCACCUGCUAACAUUUGUCCUUGUCUGCAUAUGGAUUUUCAAGAAAUCAUCAUUGGGGUUGUGUGGCUUUUUAGUCUGUUUGUCAUGUACUGUAUAUUGUAGAGUAGUCAAUCUUCCAGGGUCAUGGACCAAAAAUGUAUUUUUCAAUGGUAACUGCUGACAAGCAAUAGCAAAAGCAAAUUGUGGUUUUGGCUCUAAUGUAACUGAAAAAGAAUAUUUAAUAAAAAAGAGCAAGCUCUUUUAUGCAGUAUGUCCGCACUUCCUGUUUCAAGGGGUAAAAAUUAUAUUCGUUAAACCAUUUCAAGUGUAUUGCAUUGCAUUAGCAGCACAACAGGUUGUUGGUGAAGGGACACAAAUAUAGAUAAAAAAUGUAGGCCACACCUUCAAUGUACUAUACAUCACUUUGGAUAAAAGUGUCUGCUGAAUGCACAAAUGUCCUUUAAUGGGGUCUUUGCGGUUCAAUUAAAACUAAACUUCACAUCAACCAUUCUUCAUACAGUGCUCUGUCACUUUCUUUGUACACCUGCAUCUCACCUUACAGUAUAAAUCUAUAUUAACAUAAUUCAGCAUUUCUUAAGAUUUGGGGGAUUUUGUUUGUUUUCUUUGACCUUGUUAGUGGGACUAUUGAUCAGAAGCUGAUCCAGUGGAUACAGGCGGUGAUUACAUAUUAACAUGCCAAAUCUAUGGGCCUCACUACAUUGUUAUAGUUUAAUAGGCAUUUUUAACAAAAGAGGUUAAAGAAUAAUGUACAGUUCAUAUCUGAGGGACUGGAGUGAGGAUGUGGAUUAUGGACAGACCAUCAAAUGAAGGACCAAGUUCCCUUUAAUUCAACACAUUUAAUACUUUGCACCAAAGUCACAGACACCCUGGACCGAUCAACAGGUCUGGCUCCUACAACAAGGAUUUUAUUUCUUUUUUAUAACAAGGAAAAAAUGUGCCAUAAUAUCAGCAGGUGCUUUUUCAUAUCACAAGUAUAUCAAAUAUAUGUAAAAAACAGUAAAUUCACUGAGCUCUGCAUGAAGUGUUAAAUUACAUGUUUAUCUUAAUUAUUUUAUCUCUCCCUGUAAUUUACAUCUUGAUAUGUAUACCCAAAUUUGUUUGUUAGAUUAACUUUUACAGGAAAAGUAUACUUGUUUUAGGAACAUAUAGAAAAUGCUCAAAACAGGAAGCAAAAACUUGCCUGAAGUCCCCGAUGUAAUGCAUGAUUUUGAACACAAGAUGGGGAUGUUUCUCAAUAAUGUAUGAUAAAAUAAGUAGAGUUUCUCAUUAAAAAACAAUAUAAAUCGUAUUGUGGUUUUGGUUUACAACAUACAUUUCCAAAAAGCACCAUAUAUAUAUAUAUAUAUGCUUUUUUAUUAUUUAACGAUAUUUUUCAAUAAUUGUAAUGAAUAGGUUGAAAUGAUUGUCAAAAUACUUCUGAUAACGACCCAGCAGCUGGGAAAGUGUAAAGUUAUAACCACAGUCUGAUCUUGAUGUCUAUGCUGUAUUUAAUUAAGGCUCAGAAACCGGUAAACCUUUUGUUUCUAUGGAAAUCUUAGUCACGUCAUUACUGUGGUUGAUAAUGUCCUGUACUACAAAAUACAUGCAAUACUGUAUGCUUACGGUAUUACGGCCUUAUGUGAUUUAGAUCUAUACAUCAUAACACAUCUAAACCACACUCAAUUUAAUAAACAGAACUAC
Triplophysa dalaica is the source of this 3673-nucleotide messenger RNA. It is a transcript of the gene bag4, whose product is annotated as BCL2 associated athanogene 4. Lineage: Eukaryota; Metazoa; Chordata; Actinopteri; Cypriniformes; Nemacheilidae. Bases 186 to 1373 code for a protein of 395 amino acids. Gene Ontology annotation, molecular function: adenyl-nucleotide exchange factor activity; protein-folding chaperone binding. The transcript is spliced from 5 exons. Gene Ontology annotation, cellular component: cytoplasm; membrane; nucleus. The record is from RefSeq and is a predicted model, not a curated record. Gene Ontology annotation, biological process: protein stabilization.